AUGAAACCAUGCGACCUAAACUACUCCGACAAGGAGGCAGCCCUUCCGCCGCCGUCCUCAAGCAGCUUCAGAUCGGAGAUCCAGAUUGAUACCGAGAUCCUUUACCUUCCACACCGCCGUCCUUUACCAAAUUACAUAGCCACCAAUCGCCGAUUAUUGAGGGCUAUGUUCAAAGCAAAGGCAUCCAUUUUCUUCUUCUCCAGCGCUAUCCCGACCUCAACUCCAUUACUGCCGUCUCUGGAAUCUGAGAAUGCAAUAGAACCGCCUGUUUCUAUGUGCACCAUCUCCAUUUUGCAGGGCUUUCCUAACCCAAACUCCAUAUCAUACAAUCCCAAUUUCGGAGCUCCUGCGAUUGAUGUUGGAAAUCGGGACAUGACCCAUUUACCCACUCCUCUUCCCCAAGCUGGUGCUGUCUUCAAUAGAUCGCUUGAUCACAUCUCUUUGAUUCUCGCUGUGAUUGCGUCUGAAGCUGCCAAAACGCCGUUUUCUCCUAGCAGUUCUCGUUUAUUGACAGAUACGAUACCAGGAGCCAUACAGUUGCCAAAGUAG
Molecule: messenger RNA, 549 nt
Organism: Microthlaspi erraticum
Lineage: Eukaryota; Viridiplantae; Streptophyta; Magnoliopsida; Brassicales; Brassicaceae
Source: the annotation of a GenBank genome assembly